This is a messenger RNA of Talpa occidentalis (Iberian mole), 3697 nucleotides long. RefSeq names its product glutaminyl-peptide cyclotransferase like (gene QPCTL). The record is from RefSeq and is a predicted model, not a curated record. Lineage: Eukaryota; Metazoa; Chordata; Mammalia; Eulipotyphla; Talpidae. Bases 111 to 1154 code for a protein of 347 amino acids. Gene Ontology annotation, molecular function: glutaminyl-peptide cyclotransferase activity; zinc ion binding. The transcript is spliced from 7 exons.
GGGCACCGCGGGGACCCAGGUUCCCCACUUCUGCUUUUCUGGUUUCUUAGGUUGACGUGGCCUCUCUCAGGCCCUCCCCGCACCUGCCUCCGUCUCUGUCUUCGGAGCCUAUGCCCGUUGCCGACCGAAGGCGGCUUCGGGUUUGUUCCGCAGUAGUUUCCUUGAGAGGAAGGAUCCAGAGGAAUGAGACAGUCCUGUGUUCUGACUCUAAAACCCCGCUGGUCUCCAGCCUCCCAGAAGACCGGCUGCGGCAGGUGGUGGGGCAACUGGACCCACAGCGUCUCUGGAACAUUUAUCUGCGCCCCCUGCUGGUUGUGCGGAAUCCGGGCAGCCCUGGCAAUCUGCAAGUGCGAAAGUUCCUGGAGGCCACCAUGCGGACCCUGACAGCAGGCUGGCAUGUGGAGCUGGACCCCUUCACAGCCUCGACACCCCUGGGGCCACUGAACUUUGGUAAUGUGGUGGCCACACUGGACCCAAGGGCUGCCAGUCACCUCACCCUUGCCUGCCAUUACGACUCCAAGCUCUUCCCAUCUGGGUCAGCGCCCUUUGUGGGGGCCACGGAUUCAGCUGUGCCUUGUGCCCUGCUACUAGAGCUGGCCCAGGCCCUCGACUUGGAGCUGAGCAAAGCCAAGGAACAGGCAGCCCCCGUGACCCUGCAGCUUCUCUUCCUGGACGGUGAAGAGGCACUAAAGGAGUGGGGACCCAAGGACUCCCUGUAUGGCUCCCGGCAUCUGGCCCGGCUCAUGGAGUCUUUGCCCCACAGUCCUGGCCCCACCAGGAUCCAGGCUAUCGAGCUCUUUAUGCUUCUUGAUCUUCUGGGGGCCCCCAAUCCGACCUUCUACAGUCACUUCCCUCGCACAGCCCGCUGGUUCCAUCGUCUGAGGAGUAUCGAGAAGCGCCUGCACCGUCUAAAGCUGCUACAGUCUCAUCCCCAGGAAGUGAUGUACUUCCAGCCAGGGGAACCCAUCAGCUCCGUGGAAGACGACCACAUCCCCUUCCUCCGCAGAGGGGUCCCGGUGCUCCACCUCAUCGCCACGCCCUUCCCUGUCGUCUGGCACACACCGGAGGACUCGGAGGCCAACCUCCACCCACCCACGGUACACAACCUGAGCCGCAUCCUCGCUGUGUUCCUGGCUGAGUAUCUGGGCCUCUAGUCUGUCCCACGGACUCUCAGAGAGGCGCACCUGGCAGAGAUCAAAGAGGCGGGGUGAAACAUUGAAUUUCUUCACGGUACGUUGUGAAUUGUCAAGGUUAAGACAAAAGGCGGUCUUCCCCCAAAGUAUGUCACCAUGGGGAAAGCACUCAGAGAAGCAAGGUACCUCAGAAGGUACCUUGACAGUUUGAGUGCGUUGGUGUUCAGAAUGGGCAAGUCAGACCUAGAUUCUCUGCAAAUUAUUUACACCAAACCAUUCUUUGUCUUUCAGCCAUGAGAACAAGAGUGCAAUGGUGGGUGUAACUGCUAGUAUUUCCCAGCCCUCCUUCAUUUUCAGACUCAACUGGGCUGCUUAUUUAAAAAAUGCAGACUGCCAGGCCUCAUCCAGACGCAUUGAAUCACAAGGAUGAGCACAGGUUGGGGCACGCUGUCCUUAUGGAUAGGGUUUGGUGCAUUCAUAGCUGCUUAGGAAACUUACUCCAUAGAAUGGGGGGUGGUAUAAAAAAAACAGGGGUCCUACCUGUGCUCUGUGCCUGCUGGUUGUGUGACUGAUGGAGACUUGGUUGGCAGCAGGAUGCCAGGCCAGGCUGCAGGGUUAUUAAGUAGUGAGAGUGAACAUUAACCUUCUAGCACCAUCCCUAGCGCCAACUCAAAGCUGAAGCCUCAGGAGGCUCAUGGGCCGAGACUCAGGGUAUCAGAUGAGUAUCAGUUGGAAAAGGUCCUUGGUUCACCUGCCACAGCUGUAGAAUGUGUCAGGAACUACUCUGCACACACUCACUCACUUAGGCCCCGCCCUGCCCCCACCCUCUCUACUAUCCCCAGAUCCUGAGCUAGGUCCAGUUUGGUUACACUUUGUGACUGAGAAUUAUGAAGUAGUUGUUUACAGCGCCCAGAUUCUCUCCUACAGCUGGGCUACCACCUUACCUCUCUCCAAAAAUCAGCUGUGCUGGACCAACAAGUUGUUGACCAAAAGCAGCCCCUUCUGAGACUGGCUGCAAGCAAGAGGGAGGUUGAGGCAGGGGGAUGAAUGGCCUCUUAGAGGUGAGGCUGACAGAAGUCCAGACAUCAGAAAGGGAGGUUGACAGGGAUCACCCACAGGGACACAGGGUCAAGCACUCAAGUGCACGCUCUGCCCUGGGCUCCCAGAAAUAGUGAAACCACCAUCUCUGGGAGAGGGAAGGCUCCGUGUUCAGCUCCACACCCAGCCCUUAUGCCUCCCCGCAGGACACGCUGGUUGAAUGCACCGGGCAGGGGCCGAUGCCUAUCUCCACUUGGGACGAGGAUUGUUCAUUCCAUUUUACAGAUGAGGCUGUGGUGCUGGGCAGUGUUUUCCUCAACUCCCCAAACUUGCCCCCGCUCCCCACCCCCCCAGCUCUGCAUGAUGGUGUAUUUGAUGAGCAAUGUCAAGCAAUCUCAAUGUGAUGUCUCGCACAUCAGUUUUCUGGGGGGGCUGUCAGUAUUCUCAUUGUUCAGGGGAAACUGAGCUUUAGAGAAACCACUUGCCCAAUUUCCCGCAGCCGGACACCUUCAGUGCAAUGUGGUAGGUGUACAGUUCUUUGAAUUUCCUGACUCGUUGGGCUUAGUGGUAUCAUUUUACCAGUGUGGAACUCACAACCAUCGUGUGUUUAAAUAUUACCUCUGCAGCUUUCUCUUCUGAUUCUAGAAUUCCAAUUGUCUCAGACUUUCUCCAUCUUCCAUAACCUUUUAUGUAUUUUUUUGCGAGGGGAUUUCUGUACUAUUUUUCAGACCUACUUUAUACUUCAAUAAAUCUUCAUUUAUGUCUGACUUGCUGCUUAGGCCAGCCAUGGCGUUUUCACUUCCGGUUACGGUGUGUGUGUGUUCUUUCAUCUCCGCUAGGCCAUCAUUUAGCCCUGGCUUCCCUGCAGGUAUUUCCAAGCUCUUGUAUUAACAUCUAUGACUGGUGGUCUUACCAUCUGAAGCCUUCACUGGGGUCUGGCUCAGGCGGCUUUAUUUCCAUCUGUCUGGGUGCUGCUUAUGGUCAUUAUCUGAAAAAUUGUGGAAGAUGCUAAGUGUCAGCUCUUCCCGACACAUUUGAUGUCUGUUUCUGCCCGAGAGCCCAGCUAGCAGUGCACAGGCGAUACAAACCCGGCUGCAGGCCUGAGGCAAGGGCCAGCCUGGGACCCCAAAUUCUCAGGGCCCACUUUCAUCCUUCCCUUUGGCCUGGGGCUCCCCUCGGGCAGGGGGAGAACAGCAUAACACCCUGAAGCAGGGGAAGUACAGCGGAAGCUCCCUGAAAAGACAGAAGCUUAUCAAAAGAUAACGACCACCAGGAACCACUACAAGAAUGCUAAAUAACCUUAUCCCUUAUUGUCUUUCUAAACUUCCUUCUUUCUUCUAUAAAAGUCAUUGCUUGUUACGUAGAUCACCUCCCUGAUGGUGAUAGACUGAGCCCAUGAGCAAGCUGAUUUCAUUGAUAUUCAUUGUCCCUGUGCUUUUGGAAAACAUAUAUAUAUUGGUCACAAACUCAAAGAAAAUUACACUCAGAUUUUCACUCUUGAAGUGUGUCUGUUUGUCAUUUCUUUC